Cyclopterus lumpus (lumpfish) is the source of this 6201-nucleotide messenger RNA. It is a transcript of the gene mn1b, whose product is annotated as meningioma 1b. The record is from RefSeq and is a predicted model, not a curated record. Bases 1260 to 5024 code for a protein of 1254 amino acids. Gene Ontology annotation, biological process: regulation of DNA-templated transcription. Lineage: Eukaryota; Metazoa; Chordata; Actinopteri; Perciformes; Cyclopteridae. The transcript has 3 exons.
UUGUGACAAUACUGCGAGCUCUGUGUUGGUGAACACAUUACAUACACUUGUAAUGUGUGUGUAAGCCAAAAGCCAUUCCUAAAAUCUGAUUUUCACACAAUCUCGAGGACCACCUUAAAAGCGUUUGUCCCGCCCUGGAAGCUUUCUUUGGUCGUUCUGAUUGGCUGAGGGCUCGCUGAUGGAAGCGGCUGCAGAAAUGCAAAACUUGUUGCUGGCUCACACAGCGCCAAGCGGCAGAGCGGAGUGAGAGUGUAUCUGUGAAUCGCUCCAAAGUGCACUCAGACCACACCAGACCAGACUCGGUAAACGAAGGGACGCACACGUUCGGAGCGACACGCACCGAAAGGACUUUAGGCGAACGCGCUGCUCUCCGAGGCGCAUGACCGGCAGCGGGUGAAGGAUGCUGUCCAGCCGCUCCGUAGUUGUGGAGUGCGGGUAGUGCAUGCCGCGCUGCUCCGGGUCCAGGUCGCGUUUACGGACGCUCCGGUUCUCCGGUACCCGGGUUGGAGAUCCGUGUUUGUGGACUUUCAAUCACUCUGGACUUUUGGCUACGUGCCUGCUCGGCAGUUAAGCGUGAUUUUGAAUGACAUCAGUGGGCAGUAUUUAUUUAAAGAAAUAUUUUUUCCUCUAAGCUACAGGGGUAGUUUGAACUAUACGGCUCAAAUUGGACUUUUUUUUUCUUGUUUCCAGUAUGGGACCUUAUCCAAAAAGUCGCUCAGGGACUUUUUACAUUGGACUGGAAUAAAGAAUUAGAUGUCAUAAAUCGUCAUAUUACCUUUUCGAUCGCUCCACUUCGUUUAGUUUGUCAAGGAGAUGUUUUUGUGUCAUGUUCGCACCGAAGAAAUAAGCACAGAAAAACUUUGGAAUAUGGUAGGUCACUCAUGCAGCGAGUUAAAUAGCAGUGCUUUUUAUGCGUUUGAUUAAUCAACUACAAAAGGAAGAGCAGUCAAGUGCACGCAUAAAUACGGGAGCGGGGACACAGUUUACGUGCGUAUUUGGACGCAGUCUAUUCCCUCUCGUCCGCGUCCUUGGAGAAGUUGAAAAACAAAAACAAUUGAUUCACCAUAUUGAUAACUUAGUUGGUGAGUUUUAACAUUUAAAGAAUACAGCGCAGUUUGAUUAAUAGAGUAAUACAAACAUUUGAAACAUUUCUUGUAUAUCCUUUUUUACUUUUUACUUUUGGGGUCAGACGGUAAAAAACAGACAGUGUGCUGAUGUCUGGCAAACUAUCCGUCAUGUGGGAUUGAUUGCCGGGGAGUAUGUUUGGGCUGGAGCAGUUUGCUUCUCAGAUUAAUAGCAGAACUCCUGGCCAGUCAGAGAGAAACAUAAGCCAACCAAGACUGACCAUGGGCUCCCAUUAUAAAAGCCCUGGUUUUCACGCUGGAGGCCCGCCUGGAGCUGUGGAACCCGGCAUGGGACCCCUGAGUGAGUCGCAAAUGCUCGGGCUCAAUAUGAACAUGAACGGAGAGCAGUACGGGGGCUUUCACCCGCGGGGCCACUCGGACAUGCAUGCAGGUGGCGGACUUCAGCAGCAGCAGCAGCAAGGACCCAUGCAUGGAUUUUUUAACAACCAGCAACCUCAUCAAGGACAUCCUCACGGCCAUCAACCUCACCCCCACCAACCUCAUCCUCAUUUCAGUGGAAAUUUUGGAGGCCCAGAGCCAGGGUCGUCAUGCCUGCAUGGUGGCAGGCUAAUGGGCUACAACAACACUGGCAUGGGACCACAGCAGGGCUUUGGAGAAGGAUUUGAUCCUCUCGCUGAGGGACAGGCGGGGGAUGGCUUUCCCCAGCAGCAGCAGCAGCAGCAGCAGCAGCAGCGGCCCAACAUGCCUGACUUUCAACAUCACGGUCCUCCCAGUGCCAGCCAUGCUGUCCCUGCUCCCUGUCUACCCCUGGACCAGUCACCUAACAGAGCAGCAUCCUUCCAUGGUCUCCCAUCCUCCUCAUCCUCCUCCUCUGAGUCUCAUGGCCUAGAGUCUCGGCGGAUGCCCAACCAGGGAGCUGUAGAGGGAUUAGAGUAUAACUUCCCAAGUGAGCCUCCAUCUGGACAUUUUGAUGUAAAUGUAUUUUCCCCAUCAGAAUCAGAAUCUCAGUUACCCCAUUUUGGGCCAGGAAGGCCAGUUCCCACUGGUAAUUUCCCAGGGAACCCUGGCAUGCCACGGACACCAGGUAUGCCGGGCAUCUCUAAGGGACACCCGCUGCCGCCCCAGCCUCAGCCCCAGCCCCAGCCGCCUCAGCAUGGAGUGUUUUUUGAGCGUUUUGGAAAUGGCCGGAAAGUGCCCGUGGGAAUGGAGCCGGGGGUCAAUCCAAGACAUUCUCUCAUGCAGCAGCAACAACAGGCUGGCUUGAUAGCCAGACAAAAUUCAUGCCCCCCUGGCCUCCCCCGACCCCCUCAGGCUGAGCCCGGCUCUACUAAUCCUAACAUACUGGACGGAGGGGUCAUGAUGCCUGGCCAACACAACCAGUUUGAAUAUCCCAUACACAGACUGGAAAAUAGGGGUCUGCACCCCUAUGGGGACCCCGUGUUUAAUAUGCAACAGCCAGCUCCUCCUCCCUCCCAACAACCGCCAAAUCAGAGGCUGCAACACUUUGACUCUCCUUAUAUGAACAUGGCGAAAAGGCCUAGAUUUGACUUUCCUAAUGCACAUGGCGGUGAAGGCUGGUGUGGUGGAAUGGAUAACCACCUUUCUCCCUCUGCCUAUGCUGGCCUGCCGGGUGAGUUCACCCCACCUGUGAGUGAAGGUUUCCCACCAGGUCCCCUGCAGCAUCCAGGGCCUGAGCAGCAGUCUCUUCAGCAGCGGCAGAAUGCAGCCAUGAUGAUCAAACAAAUGGCCUCGCGCAACCAGCAGCAGAGGAUGAGGCAGCCCAGUCUGCAGCAGCUGGGUCACCACGGCGAUGUACCUCCUGGCCCAAUGACUCACGGAGGCCCAGUCGGGAACAUGCCUCAGCCCAACUUUGACAGGGAGAAUGCUGGCAGGAUGCCCAACAUUGAUGGACAAAAUCCUCAUGUAACUCAGGAGAACUCCUGGUUCCAAGGGUCCCACCCACCAGGGGAGAUGAUGUCACGGCGUAUGGGUGGAGCGGGUAAUGAAUCGGGGCCCCAUGACAUAGGGCUACAGCAAAAUGGAGCUGGAAUGAUUUUUAGGCCAGGCAUGGGCAUGCAGGAGCCUAUGAGAAUACCAGGAGAUGGGCAUGGACAGGCUCUCCAUUCUCCAGGCAUGCAUUCACAAUUCAGCGGUAACAUGGGCAACCUUUCACAAAUGCAGUCUCCAGGAGCAGGGACAGGCCAUCCAAAUGCCCCGGCAGAGAGGCGGCCAGCUGACUUCCCUGCACCUCCAAUGGGAGCACAGCCAACAUUUCCCUAUGGGGGGGCUAACCGUCAGGGGCCUGCCCACAGUGCUCCCCAGGGGGUGAACACCUCACCAGGGAGCUACCCUCCUCAGUCAGAGUUUCCCCCAGGCCAGCGGUCGUCAGUUAGUAAGCUUGGAGCUCUGUCUCUUGGGAACUUCAGCAAAACCAGUGCUAAAGACAGUGUUUUUGGCCAAAGCUGCCUGGCGGCCCUUUCAACGGCCUGCCAGAACAUGAUCGCUAGCCUUGGGGCCCCCAAUCUUAACGUAACAUUCAACAAGAAGAACCAAAAUGAGGGCAAGCGAAAACUGAGUCAGACAGAGCAGGACAUUAAUAGCAACACAUCUAAUGGGACUGGCAGUGCUGGACCUGAAUAUUUCCAGGGCAGCACUUCCCAGAACAGCCAGAUGCCUGGCACUGGGAAUAGCAACUCUAAGCCUGCAAGUCAAAGCCAGACGGUGCAGGGGGAAGCCAGUGCCCUCUCCCCAAAUUACAACAUGGACGCUACCCCAUGCAGUGAGGGGAAGGCAACAACAGGGAGUGGGAGAGGGAGAGGCCGGAGAAAAAGAGACAGUGGACAUGUGAGCCCUGGAAUUUUUUUUCCCCCUGAGAACGGUAACCCUGUUGUAAGUCCAGGCCAGCAGACCCCCUCUGCUGGUGUUGGGGAGAGGGGUGGGGGUACGCCCCAUGAGAAACACCUCCAAUCACCCUCUUGGGGAAAAGGAGGCGACCUAAUGUUGGGGGACCAGGCCGAUUUGAUGUCUUCCUUGGACAGUGGCAUUCAAAGUGUCGCCAAGUCUGACGGCAGCUCACCACGAGUGGACUUUCCUGACGAUGUCAGCACCCACUACGGCAACGAGGAUGAGGUGUCCUCCAGCUCAGAUGCAGGAGGCCCCUCUGCCGCCAAGCCUAAUCGCAGCCCUAUGAUCACCGGCUCCCCCAUAAUGCAGAGGAGUGACCAUGGGUUGAUGAAUGGACAGAAGCCUCUAGUCAUGGGCAUUAACAAUCAUACUACCUCAACACCAGACAGCUAUGGACUGAAUGCUGGGGGGGUCACAGGGGCCAGUGGGGUGAGCCACCCAGGCACUCCUGGGGUGGAGCAGGUACGCACCCCAUCCAGCACCUCUGGCCAGGAUGAAAUCCAUCCUCUGGAGAUUCUGCAGGCCCAGAUCCAGCUACAACGGCAGCAAUUCAGUAUCUCUGAGGACCAGCCCCUGGCCAUGAAAAAUGGCAAAAAGAAUGGUGACUGUCCCUCACAGAACGGAGACAAUGAGCUGGCAAGCUGCAGUCCUGAUGCUGGGAAGGGCUCAAUGGGCACUAUUGACCUUGACACCCUUAUGGCAGAGCAGCACGCCACCUGGUACGUGCCCAGUGACAAGGCCAUGAUGGACGGGUCAGAGGAUGACAAGGCCAUGGGACCAUGGGAAAAGAAUAAGGUCCAAAACAACAGCAAAGAAGAAUCAGAGCUGUCCCAGAGUAAGGCUGGAGCCGGUGGUGGCAGCGGAGGUGGUGGCGGAGGAGGGAACGGUGGAGGUAACCACCUGCAGUGCCUGUCCGUCCACUGCACAGACGAGAUGGGGGACAGUAAGGGCCGAGGGGGGCCCGUCUCGUCCUGGCGCUCUCUCCACUCUGAUAUCUCUAACCGAUUUGGGACAUUUGUGGCGGCACUGACUUGAACAAAAGGCAGGCCCAGCAGGAAGAAAGAACAUUAAGACGAAGAAAAGCUUCAAAGACAAUUAAUGUUGAUAACGACGACAACGAUGAUGACGACGAUGAUGAUGAUGAUAAUGAUAAAGUGUUGAUGAGGCAACUGCGAACAGCUCCUGCCUGUUCAAAAGACAUUCACGCUCAUAAAUGAAAACAACACCACAGACACUCACUCACUCUCUCUCUAAUUUCACACACACUCUUACACACACACACACGCACACAUGCGCACAUGCACACACGCACACACACAUACACACCUUGUUUCUUUCCUGAUACAUGCAGUCACCUUUUAGGACACUCUCCUGGACAAUACAGUGCGGGCUCCCCUACUCAACAAUGCCCACAUCUCGUAAACCUCAAAUCAAUAUUUUUUUUAUUUUUUAUUUCUAUUUGUUGAAGAAGAUAAAGAAAUGUCAAAAGGAGGAGACUACAAAACCAGAAGAAGCAGAAUAAGAUAUAUUCAGUUGUCAUUGGCUUUGAUUGUAUAACAGUUGAGUCUUGUGAUAUGACUCCCCAACACACACACACACACACAUUCACUGAAAUGAGGCCUAAUUAGAAGUGACCUGAACACUAGAAGCUAAACUAGAGGAAGAUUAAGAGGUGUGGUUUUGCAUGAACUCAACUCAUUUGUGAACACAACUUUCCCACUCUUUGUCAAAGAAAAUGUUAACUUUUAUCAUUUGCUGCUCUUAAUCAUUUAUAAUUUGUUGUGGUUUUCUAUUAUUUUUAUUGGCAAGAAUAACUUUCCUGUAUUCUUUGCUCUUCUUGUACUCACCUCUCCUAUCAACCUUAUAAGCUCAUCUUGCAUACAAUUUAGCCAAUGAGAACUGAAAAUGGAAGUCAAGGGAUUGUUUAAUAAGGGAAUUGAAAAAGAUACUAUUGGUAUUGCACAUGUAUAAUAAGAGAACAUUUGCUGUGUGUUAGGCAAUCUUGUAAUCUUUAAAUAAAGCUUCUGUUGAAUUUGAAUUUCUGAAACGAUAGACGGAGGACUGUGACGGCAAUUUACGAACUGAUAUUUGUUUUUGGGUUUCUUUUUUUUAAUAAUAUGUAAAGUGCAGUCGUCUGUUUUCCUGCAUAUUGUAUAUAUCUGUAUAUGUUUUAUUGAGUAACUAAAUAACAAUAAAUAUGACGUUAAAGGUG